AUGCGGAUCCAUAACGACACUUGCGCCGCCACUACUGAGUUCGACAGCGUGAUGAGGAAUUACGAAGGCCUGGCUCGGUUGGUGACCCAGCUGGGCUCUACUCCGCCCGAGAUUGCAGCGGAGGUCACUCCUCUGGAGAAAGCCGUCAAUCAGCGUUUACGAGUCCUCGUGGAGUUACAGCGUGAAGUGGCAGCGUUGCAGUCAAGUGAGUUGCAACAGACCCUCUCCCCCGCGUUGAUCGUCCCUCUGCACCGUCCUCACUGCUAG
Molecule: messenger RNA, 267 nt
Organism: Perkinsus marinus ATCC 50983
Lineage: Eukaryota; Perkinsozoa; Perkinsida; Perkinsidae
Exons: 3
Coding region: 1-267 (88 amino acids)
Source: RefSeq, a predicted model, not a curated record